CAAAAGAGUGUGCUAUUUUGACAUUGAUUUUGCUUGUGGACUUUUUAGCUCGCAAACUUUCCAGCUCUAGUAUUUUAUAUUAAAAUAAGUUAGGAAAUGUUGUGUCGCGGUGUCAUGAGGGUCGUUCGACCUUGUGCUAUGGGCUUGUGGUCCAGUCUCAAGCUGAAGGACAACAGGGUGUGUCACAGGACACCAGUCAGCGUCCGCCACUGCAGCAGCAGCGAAGAGGAGAAAAUCAGCCGCUAUCCUGUGCCUUACAAGAAAAACCUGCCCUAUGACAUUGUGGAACUGAUGGAGGAGGUUGAGAUGAAGGGUGGCUUCCUGCCAAACGUAUUCAAGGUCCUUGCUCACCGACCCGCCGAGUUCCGAGCUUUCUUCGCUUAUUAUAAUUUGCUCAUGAACAAAGAGACUGGAGGUUUGUCGAAGGCAGAUCGGGAGUUGAUUGUGGUGGCAACCAGCGCCUUUAAUAACUGCCUGUACUGCGUCGUAUCGCACAGUGCACUACACCGUAUCUACUCUAAGAAGCCCAAGCUAGCUGAUCAGGUGGCAGUGAAUUAUAAAGUUGCAGAGCUUACUGCACGGGAGCGAGCCAUGCUGGACUUUGCCCUGAUUGUGUGUCGCAGUGAGACAGUAACAGACGAGCACUUCAGCUCACUCGAGGCUCAAGGAUUUGAUCGCGAGGAUAUCUGGGACAUCGCUUCCAUCGCCGCCUUCUUUGCCUUGUCCAACCGCAUGGCGCACCUCACAGACAUGAGACCCAACACAGAGUUCUACAACUUGGGCAGAGUGCCUCGAGACAAACGUCCACCAGGCACAGAGAACGACAGGUCAUAGAGCAAAGUAGUGGUAGAGUAGACAUGUGAAUGAAAUAUCAUCCUCACCAUACCUGAAGAGAUUUCCAUGAUAAACGAUACAUCACAUUAUUUAGGUUUGUUACAGAAUUGCGAGCCAAACCAGGGGCUGAAUGGUAUUUUUAUUGAACUGAUAACUUAUUCAACCAAUAAACUGAAUCAUUUAGUAGUACAUUUGGUCAAAUCUAAAAAAUUUGUUUGUAGGUGGUGUUGGUCAAUGUUCUAAAAGGAUCUAUAAGAGCGUAUUAUGAUAUUCAUUUCUUGUGGUAUUGAUAUAACAUUAAACCAUUAGCCUUAGAGCAGAGGUUCUACAGACGUGAAACUAGGUCUAAUCCUUUUCUCUUAAAUUGCUCAUAGUUUAUCGGCCAAUUGGCGCAACCAGAUACAUGCGUAUUGUGGAUUUUAUAUCCCUGACCCUAAAAAAAUGAGCUGUGAAAUGUUAUGAAUGGGGUCAUUUUUCAGUCUGUCAAAAUCUUAAGCCCUGUUCAGAUGGGAUUAGUUUCACAAGGGCAGGUGGGGGUUAUGUAAUCACUACUGGUGUAUCUCUGGAAUCCAAGUCCAUCAUUGCACCUCUAGAUUAUCAUUUUUUUUAGUAAAGUUGUGUGUAAAUAUUUGUAUAAGUCAAACUGAACAAAAAAGUUUUGGAAACGCAGAUUUUCUUAGUACUUGCGUGUAGAUAGUAUGUCGAUCACCCAUAAAGUGUAAAACACGUUCCUGACAGAGCUCAUGUGCAUUUAUUGACGCCCACAAAACUCCAUAAAAGGUCAAUUGCACAGACGGCUGGGAGCACGAAAUGAAUGAUGAGGGUAAAGGCUGAAAAACUGAAGUUAUUUUGACUCACGAAAUAUUUGAUAAUUAUAUAAUAUAAAUAAUAAUAUGUGAGCGCUAAAUCUUCCAUCCAUUUGUUUAGGGCUGUAUGCAGACAGACUGGCCCGUCUUCUGUUUAUACGGUGCCAUUUCUUUUGUCAUAAUCGAAUGAUAAAUUUACACACGCUCAGGAGCACGAGUAGGAUCCGAACGUUUUUUUGGGGUUUUUUUUGUUUGUUUUUUUGUUUUUUUUUAACGAAUUUACAAGAUUUUCAUGGAAACCAAAUUUCUUGUGUAAACACUUGUACGAACGAUUUCUGAAUAAAUUCGUUCUUAUCCAGCUUGAUAAAUGAGGCCCAAUGUCAGGAAUUGGAAAGAUUACACCAUCUUAUACCUAGUAUCAAAUGAGCAGUAUAAAUAACCCCAGGUAAUAUACAGUAUAUCCCUUCGAAACUGAUAUGUUGGUAAAAAUUCUGUUUUUACCAACAACAAAAAAAAGAGGUUUUGCACUUUAAAGAUACUCCAGAAAGUGCUCUUUUGUAUUUUCUCCCACCAAAACCAAACCAAAACCAAGUACUGGCCUCGUUUAAUGCUAUAAAAUAUCAACAGCAUUUAAAAGGACUUUAGAAGUGAGGUCUUCUUCUAAUAAUAAUAAUAAUAAUAAUAAUAAUAACUAUUAUUAUAAUUAUUAUUAUAAUUAUUGUUGUUAUUAUUAUUAUUAUUAUUAUUAUUAUUAUUAUUAUUAUUAUUAUCAUCCGGUCUGAAUAGUACUUUGUUCUGUCUGUCUCUCCUGCUAAUUCCUGCUAAGCAAGGGCUUCUGGGUGCUGUAGGUUUUUAUGUAAUACUGAUCCAAACAGAUGAUGCAACAGAUUUCAGGUGACUUAAGAUAAAGUUUUAUAAUCCCCAAGGGAGUACAUGUUUUACAUUUUUAUAACAUUGUUAACCCAAUGUAUUUUUCUAAACUGUGUUUCUUCUUAAACUGAGCAGAUUUGUGGGUUUAGACAUAAAAACGUAGUCCAAAUGUUACAUUUUAUGGCCUACUCUAAUAUCUUUCAGGAUGUUUUGCUUAAAAAAGACAUUCACAUCGACACAUGUUCUAGAAAUAGCUGUGUAUUAUUAGAAUUGUUUCACUCAACCAAAACUAAAGGAUCUGGCUUUAUAAAACUAGUAAUGUUUAGACAAAGGAGAGGAUCUGAUGUGUACUGGAUUAAACAAAUACUCUGAAAUAUAUAUGUGAAAUAUAUAUUACAUUUUAUAUCUGAAUAAAACGUAAUACAUUAUUAA
This is a messenger RNA of Ictalurus furcatus (blue catfish), 2942 nucleotides long. RefSeq lists its product as uncharacterized. The record is from RefSeq and is a predicted model, not a curated record. Gene Ontology annotation, molecular function: peroxiredoxin activity. The transcript has 5 exons. Lineage: Eukaryota; Metazoa; Chordata; Actinopteri; Siluriformes; Ictaluridae. Bases 97 to 834 code for a protein of 245 amino acids.